AUGGCUCUUCAUAUUUCUUCACACUGUCCUGUAGUGAUGCUGAACGGCAAAAGUCGAACUUUAUUUUUUUCUUUUAUACUUUUGGUGCUGGGCUGCUUUAUUGGGAAGGUUUCAGCCCAGGAAACUGUUGAUGAAAUCAUCAGUGCGGCAGCCAAUUCCAGUGAGGUAUUUAACUUUUUGAACGAUGGUGAAGAUUUCGUCAUCAGAACAGAGCUUGAUAUGCUCUUUACAAGAGAACAAUGGAGCGAAAUGAUCCAGCUAAAUAACACCGUUUCAAGGAAGAAAAGGAAAGCGAUCAAACGCAGAAAUUACAGAUGGACGAACAGAGUUGUUCCCUAUGAAAUAUAUGGAUCCUUUUCGCAGUAUGAAAGGAAUCAAGUGAAAAUGGCAAUCAAUGAAUGGAACCAUUACACCUGUCUUCGAUUUCGGCCGGCUUCAGCUAGUGACAGGAACCGGAUAAGGAUGCAAAAUGGAGGCGGAUGUUCCUCGUACGUUGGAAUGCGAGGGGGCGUUCAAGUUGUAUCACUGGCACGAAACUGUCGAGUGAAAAAGAUUAUUGUUCAUGAACUAGGACACGCAAUUGGUUUUCAACAUGAACAGACACGUCCUGACAGGGACAGUUAUGUGUACAUAUUGCGACAAAACAUUCCUAGUAGCAUGUACUACAAUUUUCAAAGAUACACAACCGGGUAUGUCGAUGAUUACCGCGUUCCAUAUGACUACACCAGCGUUAUGCAUUAUGGAGCAUAUGCUUUCUCCCACAAUGGACAACGGACUAUUCAGACCAAAAAUUCUAAGUAUCAGAGUAUCAUUGGCAAGGCUCCUGGACUUAGCUUCCGUGACAUUAAACUCGCUAAUCUAAUGUACCAGUGCGGAAGUCAUUGUAAAGGAAAAUCAUGUCCUGGCCAGGGUUAUUUAGACAAGAAUUGCCAGUGCAUUUGUCCCGGUUCGAACGCCUAUCAACCUACCCAAAAAUGCUCCGGUGGAGGCGGCGGAGGCGGCGGAAAUAAAGACUGCGUCGACACGAAUGAGAAAUGCAAAUACUGGGCUUCAAAUGGCGAAUGUCAAAAGAACCCGGAUUACAUGCUGGUCAACUGCAAAAAAUCUUGCAAAAAAUGUGGUGGUGGUGGUGAUGAAAACAAGGGAGUUCUUUUUUGUCCUUCUCUCUCUCUCUCUCUCUCUCUCUUUCUCCCUCUUGUUUUCUCUACGCUUUACUCUUACUUUCGUGUUCUCUCCCAUUUCUCUCUCUUACCCAUUUUUCUCACUCUCUCUCUCUGGUUAUCUCUCUCAUUCUAUCCUUCUCUCUCACGUUUAGUUUCUCUCUCCUUCUCCCUCUUUCUCUAUCCUUUAGUUGUCCUUUUCUUUCUCACUUUCUCUCUCUCUCUUUCUCUCUCUCUUUCUCUCUCUCUCUCUCUCUCUUGUUUUCUCUCAUUUUUCUCUAUUAUACUUUUUUCUCCCUUUCGUUUUCUUCUCUCUCUCUCUCUCUUUCUCUCUCUUUCUCUCUUGUUUUUCCCUCUAAUUCAAGCAUCUUCGUUAGAGAACCAGAGUAGUGUAGAGGCUAUUACAAAUAACACAUUCAGCAAACCGGAUUGUGUUGACAAACAUGAGAAGUGUGCUGUAUGGGCAAAGAGCGGCGAAUGCAGCAAAAACCCAGAAUAUAUGCACGUAAACUGCAAAAAAUCGUGCAAGAAAUGCAAAGAGAUCAAUUGUAUUGACAAAAAUAAACAUUGCGCGACUUGGGCUUCAAAUGGCGAAUGUACAAAGAACCCCGGUUAUAUGAUACCCAACUGUCAGAAAUCUUGUAAAAAAUGUUCCAGUUCAGGAGAAGGAACUGAAGUCCUUCCAAAAGAAUUGCAAUGCACUGACGAGAAUAAACAGUGUUCUUCCUGGGCACUUUUGGGAGAAUGUCAACGGAAUCCAAACUACAUGUUACAGUAUUGUAAAAAGUCCUGUCAGUACUGCGUCAGUAAAGAUGAAUCAGAAUGCAAUAACUUUAAUGCCUUAUGUCCAAUUUGGGCAUCACGCGGAGAGUGUACGGCGAAUCCAGCAUAUAUGGUUGCCAGCUGCCGUAAAUCUUGCAAAUUGUGCCAUUCUCAUCUUGCAGCCAGAGACAUACAUCUUGUGAUGCAUGUAGCUAAUUUGAAGGCUGGGAAAACAUUAUGUGAUGCUGUGACUCCUGAGGGUUGA
Molecule: messenger RNA, 2187 nt
Organism: Acanthosepion pharaonis
Lineage: Eukaryota; Metazoa; Mollusca; Cephalopoda; Sepiida; Sepiidae
Source: the annotation of a GenBank genome assembly